Cyprinodon variegatus (sheepshead minnow) is the source of this 1232-nucleotide messenger RNA. RefSeq names its product coxsackievirus and adenovirus receptor homolog. Gene Ontology annotation, biological process: immune response; positive regulation of T cell proliferation; T cell costimulation. The record is from RefSeq and is a predicted model, not a curated record. Gene Ontology annotation, cellular component: external side of plasma membrane. The coding region runs from base 152 to 595 and encodes 147 amino acids. NCBI's taxonomy places the organism in Eukaryota, Metazoa, Chordata, Actinopteri, Cyprinodontiformes, Cyprinodontidae. The transcript has 2 exons.
CGUAAACAUCCUGUCCUUCAAAACAGCAGCUGUAGGAUUGAAACUUACCGUAGAUAUGGAAUUACAGGCCUAUUUCUUCACUGUUUUUAUAUAAGUUACAUAUUACUUAUUGAAUUAGACGCAUUUUGGCCUCCUGGCAUCUGCCCGAAGUAUGACUUUGAUUUUUCUUUUAUUGAUCCUGCAGCUGGUUGAGCUGAACUCUGCACUCAGAGAUCAGCAGGAAGUGAGAGGGAAACUUGGACAGAACGUGUCCCUGGGCUGCAUUGGACCCAGAGACGCAGAAAUCAAACUCUUCACCUGGACCAAAAAUAGCAGUCGACGGGACUAUGUGUACUUCUACCGUAAAGACCGUCAGUACCCGUCCUACCAGGACGACUCGGUCAGAGGACGGGUCCAUCUGAGGGAGGCCUCGGCCAUGAAGGACGGAGACUUCUCCGUGGUUCUGCUGAACCUCAGCAUGACGGAUGCAGGAACCUACGUGUGUCGGAUCGUUACCCAGAACCCAGGUGGAGCUGAUGGAGAGUUUCAGAGCUUCGUCCACCUCAGUGUCUCAGGUGAGGGUCCCAGUCGGACCAAUGGGUCCACUGCCUCCUGAUUUACUGUGAUAAACGUCAGAGAUGAAUAUCAGAUCGGUUCACCUGGAUGGAAGCUAAAGUCUGAUGCUAUGGUUGUUCUCAUGCAGAUUUCUCUUGUUUCUGUUCUGCAGGAACAGAAGAGGAAGAAGAACCCAAGAACACAGAAGACGAGGGAACAACGGAUGCGGCUAAAACAUUGUUCGCUCUAGUUGGGAUCAUUGUGCCGCUACUUUUUCUGAUUAUCGUCUGUUUUGUUCUUAUCAAAAAACGUGCUUUGUCAAAGUGUAGAUUAAGUUCCUUCCAAAUGGAACCGGAACUAAAGAACCGAACAGGAAUGAUUUGAUCUGAAUCAUACUGAAUGUGAGAACGUUUCUUAUUUCUCUGAAAUAUUCCCUGUUAUCAGAAAUAUAUGAGACUUAUAAGCUGCUUUGCACCUUUUGCACUUUUCCUGCUAUGUGGCAUCCUCUGUCCGUCAGCAGCCUCAGGCACCUUGGUUGUUCCCUGGCAAAAAUUUUGUUUAAUGGAAAAACGUUUUUAAUAUGAUUUUAUGAAUUUUUUUAUAUUGCAGAUGUAAUAAAAAAAAUCACUUUGUUUGUAGAUAAGCUAUUUGUAAUGAAAUGUUAAAGUUCUUUCCAGGCUAAUAAAGCAUUAAUUCAA